UGCUUUUUUUGUGGCACAGGUGGAUUUUAAAAGCUGUGGUCCACUUCUGACCUGCAGCCUCAUAUUCUAUUUCUCAUAGCCUAUAUUUAUUAUUUUUUAUUUAUCAUAGCUCUCUCUGUUUUUUUUUCUUUCUUAAAGUUCACUUUAAGACUCGACUUGGAUUGUAUCUCCUAGUUUCCCAUGAUGUAACUGUUUUUCUAGUUCACCUGUCAUGUUGCAGCCUGUACAGGUGUAUCUCCCUCCACCUGUCGUGCGAGCAGAAGCGCUUCUCUCUGCUAGAAUAAGAAAAACAGUCCCGUGAUAGAAAUGGGGCGGUUUAGUGUUUGAUUUUGCUUUAAGCUCUAACAGUUAUGUGGAUAGUCUUAAUAAUGUUUGUUCAACGGAUAAACACGGACCUGCAGCAGAGGAGCUGUCAGCUAUAAAGAAACUCUGCAGAUGGUUUUAUAAUCAUUAAGCGUGCGGUCCUGGUUCUCCAGAACGAGCCGGGCUAUGGAGGCCAGCGUCGCUCCUUCACCACAGAAGAUGAAGCCUGGAAAUCCUUUCUGGAGAACCCGCUGACGGCAGCCACCAAGGCCAUGAUGAGCAUAAACGGAGACGAGGACAGCGCCGCAGCUCUCGGUCUGCUCUACGACUACUACAAGGUGCCCAGGGACAAGAGAACAAUAACCCAGAGCAAGCCAGAAUCCCUGGUCUGUGAUGUGGAUCCCAACAAAAGACACCAGAUCCAGGCCGGACACUCCAUAGCUCAGCUUCAGGAGGGCGGUAUGGAGAGCCGGAUCCAGGUCCUCAAGGGGCCCUUCAAUAUUCAGCUGGCCCAGGACAAGAGGUCCCAUUUCCCCUCACCAGACACGACAGUCACCGUUUCCAUCGCCGCCGUGCCAAACUACCCGCCAGUCAAGACCGAGGUGCCCACCCACGGCUUCUCGGUGACCGUGCCAAACAACUGUGCCGAAACCGACGGCCACGUGGGCGUCUUUGACCGCCAGCUCACCCACAACGGGGUCCAGUUCAGCCCAAGCACCCAGUCCCGCACGCCCCCCGACUCCACCUUCUCCGAGAGCUACAAGGACGGUUCCCAUGAGGUGUUUUCCUUCCCAGGGGAUCUCCAGUUACGUAUGUCCUCCAUGACGCCUGAGGACUACACUCACUUUAACACCGUGCCGGGGAAUAACUUUGAGUACACUCUCGAGGCGUCCAAGUCUCUGCGUCAGAAGACAGGUGACGGGACGAUGACGUACCUCAACAAGGGCCAGUUUUACCCGAUCACUCUCAGGGAGGCCGACAACAAAGGAAUACAGCAACCCAUCACCAAAGUCAGGAGUGUAGUGAUGGUGGUGUUUGGAGAGGAGAAGUGCAGAGAUGAUCAGCUGAAGCACUGGAAGUACUGGCACUCCAGACAGCACACUGCCAAACAGAGGUGUCUGGACAUUGCUGACUACAAGGAGAGCUUCAACACCAUUGGCAACAUUGAGGAGAUUUCCUACAACGCCAUUUCCUUCACCUGGGACACCAAUGAGGAGGCCAAAAUCUUCAUCUCCGUCAACUGUCUGAGCACCGACUUCUCCUCCCAGAAGGGCGUGAAGGGUCUCCCUCUGAACCUGCAGAUCGACACCUACAGCUACAACAACCGCAGCAACAAGCCCAUCCACCGCGCCUUCUGCCAGAUCAAAGUCUUCUGCGACAAGGGAGCCGAGAGGAAGAUCCGUGACGAGGAGAGGAAGCAGUCCCGCAGGAAAGGGAAGGUCGCCGAGCUCAACCCCGGCCUGGCCUAUGUGGAUGUCAAAGUUCCCAUCCUCCAGAAACGCAACGAUGUGACCAUCUUCAAGAUGAUGAACGACCACGAGACCCAGCCUGUCCUUUUCAUUCCUGACCUCCACUUCUCUACCUUCCAGCGCCACCAGCCUUUCCCGACAGAAGAUGCAGAGGACAGCUCGGGCAUGAAGAGAUUACCCUUCAGUGAUGAUGAGUUCGGUUCGCCUCCAAACAAGAUGGCGAGAGGAGAGGAACCAAAGAAAGUCCUGCUGUACGUGCGCAAAGAGACGGAGGAGGUGUUUGAUGCGCUCAUGCUGAAGAAUCCCACGCUGAAAGGCCUGGUGGAAGCUAUUUCAGAGAAGUACGAAUUACCUUUGGACAAGGUUGGAAAAGUCUAUAAGAAGUGCAAGAAAGGGAUCCUAGUCCACAUGGAUGACAACAUCAUCAAACACUACUCCAACGAAGACACCUUCCAGAUCACCAUGGAGGAGAUGGGCGGCAUGUACAAACUCACCCUCACUGAAAUCUGAUUGGACAAGAGUAGGUGACAUCACCCAGACCAGAGGGAUGGAGGACGAAUAAAACAGAGCCGUCAGGAGUAGUGGUUUACAUGUCUAGCUAUGCAGUGAUUGUGGACUUACAUCAUGUCGUCUGUUGUGCUGUAUUAAUGUCAAACAGAUUUUAAAAGUCCCACAAGAGGUAUUUAAAAGAAAAGAAAAGCCAUAGCUCUUAAUAGACCACAAUGUUGAUUAGAUAUGUAAGUUAUACAUUUUGAUUAAUUUUAAAAAAACUUUUUUUUUGUGCAUACUAAUCAACAAGUGAGGACAGGUUUGAUUGUUGUGACGCCUUUAUUUUGUAUUCAUUAAGUUGCACCUCAGAUAAUAGUGCCUACUUUUGUAAAUGUUUGUGCAGAGCAUUUGUGGUGCUGCUAUACCUCACGCUAUGCAAGCAGCAGUGUUUCUUUUUAUGAGGAGAAACGGCUCGUCUUUCCCUUCCUAAAGCCAUAGCACUGAUGAUUACAAUCUGUAAAGUUGGGUAUUUCACGCACAAAAUGAAGACAGCAAAUCUUUUGAUGGAGCCCCAGUGGUUCUGCGUAUUAAUACUAAACAACAUGGCAGUAUUUAGUGUGUAAAACUCUCUUCAACCAUCAUACAAUUAGGGUAGAAUAAUGUAAAUGUUUGUUUUUUUUAGCAUAGGAUACAUGUUGUUUGUGAAUGAAAUGAGUUUUAAAUAUGUGGUUUCAUCAGAUCAAUAUAAAUAAUGGCCUCUUUGUAAGUAUUAAAUAAUCACUAAAUAUAUUGAUAAUACUGUUAAAACGCAGCUACCCUUCCCCUGUAGAGUAGUUUUCUUAAUGUUGAUGAAAUAGGUCAAUGAAUGUCUAGUACGGUCCACGCAGGCUGCUUUGGAAGUGCAAUAUGAUAUUUAGGUUCAGACAUAUAUAGAAAAAAAAACUCCUCUAUUGCCAUAACUACAGCAGGCCGAUAUACAUAUUAUCUGAUAAAACUUUUUUUUUUUUUUUUAAAUGGAAAUAUUUUUGUAUAUAUCCACUGAAAUAACGGAUCUUUAUGAUCCCUCCUUUUGUAUCUCAAUACUUAUUGUGUAUAUAUUUAUUAAGAGAUGGAUGUGGGUCAUUGUUUUUUUUUUUUAUUACCAUAUAUAUCCAAAUUUUUAUUAUUCCUAUUAAUAUAAUGUUUUUUUUCCCUUUUUAUAUGAAGUUAUUCUAACAUUACAUGUCAAGGGUAAAAAAGUUAUUUACAUGUUUUUUUUGUGUAAAGGAUUUGAUGCACAAAGUGCCCAAUAAAGGCUCUCCAGUAGCUUCUG
Molecule: messenger RNA, 3573 nt
Organism: Sebastes umbrosus (honeycomb rockfish)
Lineage: Eukaryota; Metazoa; Chordata; Actinopteri; Perciformes; Sebastidae
Gene: grhl1
Product: grainyhead-like transcription factor 1
Exons: 16
Coding region: 576-2282 (568 amino acids)
Biological process (GO): regulation of transcription by RNA polymerase II
Cellular component (GO): nucleus
Molecular function (GO): RNA polymerase II cis-regulatory region sequence-specific DNA binding; DNA-binding transcription activator activity, RNA polymerase II-specific
Source: RefSeq, a predicted model, not a curated record